Hirsutella rhossiliensis is the source of this 4107-nucleotide messenger RNA. RefSeq names its product reverse transcriptase (RNA-dependent DNA polymerase) domain-containing protein. Gene Ontology annotation, molecular function: nucleic acid binding; catalytic activity; zinc ion binding. The record is from RefSeq and is a predicted model, not a curated record. The transcript has 12 exons. Bases 1 to 4107 code for a protein of 1368 amino acids. Lineage: Eukaryota; Fungi; Ascomycota; Sordariomycetes; Hypocreales; Ophiocordycipitaceae.
AUGGCAUCUGCCACGAGCUCGCAUGCCAGCUCGGAUCCCUUUGAUCUGGGUGCUCAUACCCCGCCUAACCUUGCUCGCUUAGCCCGUGCAUCUCAGCUGCGAAAUAGUUCUCCCAUUGUGACCCGUCCCAUUGGUCUCUCUUCAGCAUUCCGGCGGCCGGCAGCAACGCCGUCGUCGCCCCUCAUCCGCCUGUCCAAUGCCGCCGCUACGGAAGGAGCGCGGCGUGAACCGUCCCGAGCCUGCCCGGCACCACCGAGACCGACACGCCCUCCGAUCUCCGACUCGCAUCUGCGCCGACGUACAGCAGCGUGGCCGCCGGUCGCACCGCAAGCCAGCGGCCAUGUGGCCACUCUCCCACGGCCGCUGCAGCCCCGCAACAAGAGCCACAACAGCCAAUUUCCCGUCUCCAGGGACGACCAAUCCCCGCCCGCCGAAAGAAGACCUCCGGGUUUUGUGCGACUCCCGGCCGAAGCACCGGCGAGGGACCACAAUAGCUACGCAAUCCGGACCCACAUUGCCGCCAAAGUCGGCAUCGACCUUCACCAAGUCCCAGCCGCUUUCAAGGUGAACUCCGGAUGGGCCAUCAGAACAACAGAUGCGACCAUUCGGGAUCUUAUCGUCCAACGACAGUCAGAGUGGUCCCAAGACAUGGGCGCGACAGAUGUAGAAAUCAGCCAGAGAUGGGUGCGCCCCGCCAGGCGCAAGCCGAACGACCCCCUGACCUGUACCUUGAUUGUCUCAUUCCUCGAACCGACUGAUAAGCCCUGGAGGCUGUUUGGAUCCAGUCGGCUCGCCCAAUACAUUGAGAGAUCUAGCCUGCCCAGCCAGUGCGACAAGUGCUGGGACUUUCACGCCCGACACACCUGCGACCGACAAGCAUCCUGCAAGCGGUGCGGACGGCGCGGCCACGACGCGGAAGCUUGCGUGGCCCUCGAGCGGUGCGCGAACUGCCUUGGGCCCCACGCCGCAGACUUUGCGAAGUGCCCUGCGCGCCCGAAGCGAUCACACGGCGUCAUUCGCCGUCUGACGAGAGAAGAGAAAUCUCGCGUCCGAGAGCUGGGCGCUCAACUGUCCGCCCGGCGAAAGGAACAAUACGAAAGAGUAGAACGAUCCGAGCAGCCCGAACGGGAUGCCACCUGCUCGCCGGGUGGUGUCACCGAAAAGACACAAGCCCAACCUCAUGACGAAGCCCCACGGCGCGCGAACGUGGGCAAGAUCUCGCCGGCGCACGACUGCGCCCUUGCCCUCGCCGAUUCCGAACAUUACGAUGUGGUGCUCCUCCAGGAGCCAUGGACAGAAACAAAGGGCGGCCGAUGCCUUACCAAAACACAUCCCGCCUACGACACCUUCUCCCCGGUUGACAGCUGGGAAGACAAUAGCACCCGACCCAGAGUCAUGACCUAUGUCCGCCGCAGGCCUGGGCUGAUGGUAGAUCAGAGGAGGCCCGCGGCAACUCGUGACAUUCUUUGGCUCACGGUCAACGACAUCACUUUGGUCAACGUUUACCGCCAACCGUCAUACGACGAGGCCCUCGACAUACUACUCCAAUGGCCCGCGCCAAACAGAUGUCUGGUAGCAGGCGAUUUCAACGCCAAACACCACAGCUGGCAAGCCGGCCGCAUCGAGGGCCGCGGCGAGGCUGUAGCUGCAUGGGCGACAGCCAACGGUCUGAACCUGCUCAACCCGGCUGACGUCCCGACAAAUCCUCAUGGCAAUACGAUCGACCUUGCCUUCUCUAAUAUCGCCUUGGCCAAUGCCGUGGUGGAAGACCAUCUUGCCACCAGCUCCGACCACUUCACGCUCAGCACUACCCUGCCUGAGCUCGCUGUAGCGCCCCCACCCACUGGGAAGUUUGCCGCCAAAGCUGCAGGCCGGCCGGUCCGCAAGGGCGCACGCAGCGCGCCCUGGUGGACGGAGGAAUGCUCCUUGGCCGCGGUGGAGUAUCGCGCAGUGAGGAGAGUCUACGCUCUCGGUUUCGGCCGAGAGGUUCAGCUCGCGAAAAGGAAGUUCCAGAGAGUCGUGCGGCGAGUCAAGCGCCGUUACUGGCGCGAUCUGAUUGACAGCUUCACGGACAGUGCGUCCGUCUUCAAGGCGGUCCUGGAUGAUACCGUCUAUGAGACCCAACUAGACAAAGCCAACGCCCUGCGACGAGCAACGCUCGAACGUCGCACUUCGCAGGAUGACAUCACGGAUCCGUGGGUCCCAGUGGACACAGCGAGGACGAUUCCUUUCGCUCAGAACGUUUCCCUGGAGGAGGUCCGGGACGCGACCCUUCGCACGGGUAACACCUCUCCCGGCUCCGAUAACAUUACGGUCAAGAUGCUCCGUGCCGUCUGGCAUACCAUUGGAAGCCUCGUCCACAAGCUGUAUCAGGGCUGUCUCGACAUCGGUCACCAUCCUAAGCCUUUCAGGGAAGCGGAAGUGGUUAUGAUCACGAAGCCGGGGCGUCGGAACCUGUCAGAGGCCCGCGCCUGGCGUCCAAUCUCUCUCCUCUCCUGUCUGGGCAAAGGCCUCGAACGGCUUAUUGCGCGCCGUUUGGCGUGGGCAUCCGUCCACUAUGGUGUCUUGCACCCACAACAAGCUGGCGCAUUGCCGAAAAGGUCCGCUGUUGACCUUGUCGCCGCAUUGGUACACGACAUCGAGGAGGCUUUCUCGCGCAAGCAGGUCGCCACACUCGUGACAAUGGACGUCGAAGGCGCCUUCGACACUGUCCUUCGUAGCAGGCUCAUUCUUCGCCUUCGGCAGCAAGGAUGGCCUCGGAAUGUCGCUCGUUGGGCUGGCUCCUUUAUGCAUGACCGAGCAGCACGUGUCCGCUACCAGGAUGUCAUGACACCCUCGUCACCCUUGCAGUGCGGACUGCCGCAAGGAUCGCCAGCUUCUCCCAUACUUUUCCUACUAUACACAGAGCCAAUCUACCGCCUGAGCAACCCCAAGGGGCGCUUCGGCUAUGCAGACGACACUGCCGUCCUUUGCGUCGGAGACUCCCUGGAGGAGACUGCCCACAGAGCGUCGAAACAUGUUCACGAACUCAUGACAUGGGGCACCGCGAACGCGAUAACCUUCGACCCCAAGAAGACUGAAGUCAUGCACUUCUCCCGAACUACACCGAGGAAUGCACCUCCAGUCUUCCAUGGCGAGGUAGAAAAGCGGCCAGGCUCAGCCAUGCGGUGGCUCGGCAUCUGGCUUGACAGCACCCUGACGUUCAAGACGCACGUCGAGAAGUGGACUGCCAAAGCGCAAGCAGUGGCCUACCAUCUCAAGGAGGCGUGGUACCCGGGCAUGACCUGCCCGCGAUGGAAUAAGCCGGCAAAGGAAGGGCCAUCAAGAAUACGGCACCUCAUCCGGCGGAUGGACAAGUCGCUCAACACGGCCAUGCGAGCCAUCCUCCCGGUCUGGAAGACGACGCCGCUCAGCGCCAGGCACCGGGAGGCGGGCAUACCCCCGUCUCAAGUCCUCGACGAAGCGCACCCGCUUGCGGUGCGAACGAAGCCGAUCCGGGCCCCUGUCAUCAACAGGGCCAUUAAGUUAAAAUACCAGCGUCCACGACAACCUUUCCGGACCAGACUGCGUCGCACUGACGAGCUGCUCCCAAGGUGCGCCAGGCCAGACCUUCUCGCACAAUCGGCGGCAAACUUCGGCGAGUGGCUCCAAUCAGUUGCUCCACGGACAGCAAUCGUCUACUCGGACGGAUCCCUCUCCCCGGAGGGAGCCGCGGGGUACGGCUAUGCGGUACAUCAGGAUGGACUCACCGUCCUCAGCGGUAACGGCCGUCUUGGGCUUGCUGAGGUCUUUGAUGCCGAGGCGAGAGGCUCCCUAGAGGGUCUGCGUGCUGCGUUGAGCCUCCCGGCUGCAGACCAGAUUGUCGUAUGCCUCGAUAACCUCGCGGUCGCGACGUGUCUUCAAGGCAUGCCGUCAGAUUCCUCCCAGAAGGAGUUCCUGGAAUUCCAGGCCUUGGCCGCAGAACAUGGUGCCACUGAGAUCCGCUGGAUCCCCGGCCACACCAACAUCCCAGGCAGCGACCAAAAGACGCAUUCAAAGCCUGGUGGGAAGUUUCUGCACCCCAACAAACCCACCACGGGGACUUCGCUGAUUACCACGAAAGGUUGA